AUGGCCUGGACAUUGUAUAGUGUUUUUGUUCUGUGUGUGUGCUCGGUGGUAAGGACUCAGGUCAUACCAAGCAAAACUAGAACAAGCGACGGUGAUUAUAACAAUGUUAAUCCAGAUGGAUCAUUUGAUUUUGGAUAUGCAAACAAAGACCGUGGCGGUAGUUACCACUUAGCGCGUGGAAACGCCAAUAAUGUAGUGGGAGGAAGGUUCGGAGCGAGGGAACCCGGAACUGACGAAAUUAAAGAAACUAUAUACACUGCUGGUCCCAGAGGGUUCCGAGCUAAAGGCCCUAAUGUCCAUCGAAAAAUUGACCUGGAUCAAAGACCUCGAGGCGCCAUUGGAAACAAAGACGACCCUUACUUCGAUCCUAAUGAAGACCCGAGCUACUCCUACAAAAUCGAAACCAGAACUUACUCCAAGAACGAAAAUGCUGAUAGUCGGGGCGAUGUGACAGGACAUUAUUCAUUCGUGGACGAUAUUGGCGAACGACAUGAUGUAUCCUACAUAGCUGGAAAAGACACAGGCUUUCACGUAUCAUCAGCUCAUCCAGACGCUCCCAAUCUUAUCGGAGCACCGUUUCAUCGAGCACCACUUGUAAGAGGAGAGAGCACGUCAAGAGGUCGUACUGCCGUACAGAGAGGGCUUGAUGGUUCCUACAGAUUUAUUUCUGCGGGUCCUGACCAAAGAAGAACCGAGAGCAGCGACUCACACGGUAACGUCAGAGGAUCGUACACGUUUUUGGACGAUAAAGGGGUACAAAGGACGGUACACUAUAUAGCUGGACCAGGCAUUGGAUAUAGAAUCGUGAAGAAUAGCAACGAUCCUUUCAUCCCCUCUUAUUUCCCUACUCUCCCCAGUGCUUAUGACCCAGCGUUCAAUGCGGGAGGAAGUUCUGGUUCACCAACCUUCACUUCGAACGAUGAAACUAACGAUGACGUAUUCAAAGGGCCAGAUGGAACAGCUGCAUCAGGGCAUGUAAAACCACCUCCAUUUCCUAUAUCCGACAGUGACAGACCCAGUAAACCCGUGAGCGCCAGUACUAGUACAGGAAAUUCUGAAGAAGAACCUGCCGGAGAAAGUUAUGGUCAGGAACCGCCUUUUGUCGAUGAUUCUGGAAGCCAAGACUUGGCUGACUUGAGCUACGUCGAUGAAGACGCCACUAGUUUCGCAGGCUCCAAACCAACUUCUGGACCAGGCAAACCGUGGCGUCCCACCAGCAAACCUUAUAGGCCGACGAAGAAACCUUACAUACCAUUUAAGCCUCCCCAAGGAACGAAUGAUAUACACGAUGAUUUUGAAGUUGAUGAUGGUGAUAAAAGUAAACCAGAAUUCGCGAUAGGUUUUAAUAUACAACAUAAAAAGCCUGGCACUACUAUUAUUAGGAAUAUAGGCGAAGAUUACUUCGGCAUACCGCCUGGUGUGUCAGUCAGGGCUCAUGUACAAAGCAUUGAUUUAUACCCGUUUGGUUCAAAACCAAUAUCGCCUUCUGAAGCUUUAGAAAACGACGAAACGUAAUUUAAUACGAUAAAUAGAACCGGUACUACAUUAGGAUUCGAAAAAUUGUAUACAAAAUCGAACACAGUUAUGCAGUAAAUAAAGAUAUUAUACUUUC
This is a messenger RNA of Melitaea cinxia (Glanville fritillary), 1612 nucleotides long. RefSeq lists its product as uncharacterized. The coding region runs from base 1 to 1515 and encodes 504 amino acids. The transcript has 8 exons. The record is from RefSeq and is a predicted model, not a curated record. Gene Ontology annotation, cellular component: chitin-based extracellular matrix. NCBI's taxonomy places the organism in Eukaryota, Metazoa, Arthropoda, Insecta, Lepidoptera, Nymphalidae. Gene Ontology annotation, molecular function: structural constituent of chitin-based larval cuticle.